AUGUCAGCUCCAACUGCAGUCGGCGGCGGCACGGCACCGCUCGCAGCACUCACCUCCAUAUUUACGCCUCCCUGUCCCACUUCUUCCUGGCUCCUGACGACCACCCGGUCGUUUUCGCAGUACCCACCAUUCCCAACAGCUGGCCCCGCGUGGUGCGGCCCACCCUCGUGGAGGACCAACAUCGCCGGAGCUGGCUUCCAUUACUACUCCCCCGCCAUCUGCCCAUACGGCUUUGUCGUCGGUCCCGAUUGCGGUAUCACCAAGACCCGGACGGACGAAGGGUUUCCGACGAUCGCGCCAGGAGAGACGGCCGUGUAUUGCGUGCCUAGCGGCUUGACCUGUACCACCGACCUCACUGACUACCGCGGGGGCGUAUGGGGUGUCGCGACUGCUACUGUAUCGUCCAGCACAACCACAUACACCCUCGGGCCAGCCAUUCAGAUUCGAUGGGCUAGCACAGACCUGUCUGUACUUGAGACGCAUCCCCUUACACCAGGUCUCGGGCCUCAACCUCCUCCUAGGACAGAUUCACCCGAGACACAGUCCACUACCACCGCCACCGCCGCCAUCAUCCCCGUGAUGGGAGAAACCACCACCUCCUCCGGUCCGGCCACCCAAACCACCGGGAACGUAGGGACUCGAGCCGGGCCAGCGGCAGAUGGAGGGGCCGAGCCGAAAAGCUCGGCCACGCCAACCGACUUUGACGACUACUCGAACUCGUUCACACAUAUCUUUGAGAGCAUAGGGCCGACCGGAAACACUCAGCCCACCAAUUCGGCUGACGACAACACCAGCGGCGGCAUUGGCUCGCUCAAUCGGACCAACAGUAUCAUCGUGAUCGUCGUGGUAACCGUGGUCGCAGGCAUCAUCCUCUGGAUCGGCGCCUUUCUGCUCGUUCGACGGUACAAGAAAAAAGCCGCACAACGCAACGGUAACCGCUCCCCGCGCUCGACCAAGGAAGGAUACGAAACCAGCCUCGAAAAUGGCUACCGCGAUCGGCCCCAGCGCCGACACACGCGAGCGGAAUCCGGAGCGCCACGAUCUCUCGUAAGUCCCGUGUCAGAGCUAGACGCGGCACCCUCCCCACCCCUCAUCUCGCCCGCGAUCGGGAGCACCCCCAACCCAGCCGAGCUUGAAGGCGACGUCAGCCUCCAGCCACCGCCCAAGACGUGGGUGCAUCAGCGACUCUGGCCACGCAGCCCGUCUCAGCAACACCUACUUCACUCUGCAGCCGCCGCGCCCUUGUCCUCGCCACGGUCGACACAAUCGACCUCGACCCGGUCGGCGCGCCGCACGGUACGCGAGUCGUUUGGCGAAAAAGUCAACGAUCCCGCCGCGGCGCUGGGCAGGUUGCGGAUCCCGAUCCCGUUGUCCAUCGGGCGGCCGUCGCCGACGUCGGCUAGCCCGAGCGCGCGUAGCUUCUGGAGGAUGCCAUCGCGCAGUCCGCGGCAUCCAACGGCUGCUGCGGGUAUAAGUACGCCGCCGAGCACGGCUGGAUUGACGGGUUUGCCGGGCGCUGUUGCAGCUGCGAGAUUGAGCGCGCAAUUGCCUGGUACUGGGACGUCGCCGAGACCGAGUCCAGGGCUUCCGAAGAGCCGGCGGAAUAGUGUGGCCAACGCUCGUGCAUCGAGGGCGAGCACACCGGGGCGGGGGAAGCCCGGGUGGCAAGGCGAUUCCGAGGGCGCGCAGGUGUGA
This is a messenger RNA of Dichotomopilus funicola, 1695 nucleotides long. RefSeq lists its product as uncharacterized. The record is from RefSeq and is a predicted model, not a curated record. The transcript has a single exon. Lineage: Eukaryota; Fungi; Ascomycota; Sordariomycetes; Sordariales; Chaetomiaceae. The coding region runs from base 1 to 1695 and encodes 564 amino acids.